This is a messenger RNA of Fusarium vanettenii 77-13-4, 1509 nucleotides long. RefSeq lists its product as uncharacterized. Gene Ontology annotation, cellular component: membrane. Gene Ontology annotation, biological process: transmembrane transport. The coding region runs from base 1 to 1509 and encodes 502 amino acids. Gene Ontology annotation, molecular function: transmembrane transporter activity. Lineage: Eukaryota; Fungi; Ascomycota; Sordariomycetes; Hypocreales; Nectriaceae. The transcript has 11 exons. The record is from RefSeq and is a predicted model, not a curated record.
AUGACGGAAGUUCAGGUUCAAACGUGGAAAGGCUACAUUUGGGACACAUGGGAGCUUCCUCCAGAUCAACGCCGCUUGCUCUUCAAAGUUGACGCGUUUAUCCUCACCUUUGCCUCGAUAGGCUACUUCUUGAAGAACAUCGACCAAACCAAUGUCAAUAAUGCUUUCUUGAGCGGUAUGGAGGAGGACCUUGAGAUGUAUGGAAAUCAGCUCGUCACCAGCACUUCUAUCUGGACCAUUGGCUAUGUGAUCGGUCAAAUUCCAUCCAACUUGUUGCUUACUCGAAUCUCACCACGAUGGGUCAUCCCCUCCCUUGAAGUUGGAUGGGGGAUCGCAACCAUUUGCACUUCAGCUGUUCAAUCUUAUCGUGGUCUCUACGCGUUGCGCUUUUUCGUAGGAUUCUUCGAAUCAGGGUUCUACCCAGGGAUUCAUUACAUGUUGGGAUCAUGGUACACUCCCCGAGAGAUUGGAAAACGGGCCAUGUUGUUUUGGAUAGCUGGGUCGAUUGGGUCAAUGUUUAGCGGUCUUCUUCAGGCUGCUGCAUACACAAACCUCGAUGGAGUGCAUGGUCGUGCAGGCUGGCGUUGGCUUUUUAUCAUUGAUGGAAUCAUCACACUGCCCCUUGCAGUCGCCGGGUACUUCUUCUUCCCAAAUCUUCCGCAGGAUGGGAAGAGAACCUGGUGGACAACUGAGGAAGAGCAUAUCCUAUCGGUGAAACGCAUGCAGGCAAUUGGAAGAGCUGGCAAGCAACCUUGGACGAGGGCCAAGGUGAAAAAGACUCUACGGAGCUGGCACACUUAUCAUCUUCCGCUGCUGUAUAUUCUUUGGAAUAACGGAAAUCCUCAGGCUGCUAUGGGCUAUUGGCUGAAGAGCUUCAAUGCCCAACCGCCACCAAUGCCAGGCAAAUCUUUCUCCGUCCCCGAGAUCAAUAGCCUGCCCAUUCCAACUACCGCGAUAUUUAUACUUAUGGCACUUGCCUGGGCCUGGACUUCCGAUGGGCCUCUUCAGGGGAAAAGAUGGCCUUUUAUUUACGCCGGGGCAGCACUUACUCUCGUCUUUAACCUUUUGUUUCUGUCUAUGCCACUUUACUCCGACAUCGAUUCUCGAAUGGUCGUUUAUUGGCUCAGUCACAUCGGUCACGGCGCGGGACCGCUCAUCCUUAGCUGGAUCAAUGAAAUCUGUUCGGCUGAUACAGAGAAACGCGCGCUCUUGGUCGCUGUUGCAAACGAUUUGGCUUAUGCCGUUCAGGCUAUAAUGCCCAACUUUAUGUGGAAAACUACAGAUUUUCCUGCUGCUAGAAAGGGGUACACAUACUCGAGCAUCUUGCAAGUCCUGCUUUUACUGGAGACGGCUAUUAUUCAACUACUUCUAUGGAGAGACAGGCGACAAGAGCUGAGAUCUCGCAUUACUGACUCGCCCCCUCCCCUGAUUUACUCGGACGAAGAGGAGCAGACUGGGGGUAGCAAAGCCCCCGAAGAUGAAGAGAUGGAUGCUGAGACGCCACUUUGA